AGUGGCUGUAGCUGGACCCAGACUUCCUCUCAGCUCCGAAGUCUGAGGACCCAAACCCUCCUUGGCCCAGCUUGGCUCUUAGCCCCCUGAGCCGUAAGACGGUGCCUGGGCCAGCAGCUGGGACCCUGGGAGUUCUGUCUUUUUCCUCUGCAGCGGCUUUGCCCUGGACUGGCCCUCUCUGGGCAGCUCUGCACUCCCAGUGCCUCAUCUCACCCAGAUUGUGCAGGGAUGGGAAAGUCAUCAAGGGGAAUCCUGACUCAGAAUGCAGGACUCAUGAGUGGAAAACGCUGGGGUCUCUAGUUCCUCACUUUUCCUUUUAGAAGUGUCUGGGAGUUACUGUGGAAAUAUUAGAAAAUUAGAUAAAAGUGUGAUUCAAGAAUCAUGGCGCGCCCGGCUACGGUUUGUGGCUUGUGGUCCAUAGGAGGGACUUGAAAGUCUGUUAUAAAUUGCAUGAUGAAGCAGACCCAAUUCAAUAAUCGGUUUGGUACGGUUAUGUAGUUUCCUUAUUUGUAAGAUUUAGGUGAAAAUUUCUUGGUUAUGUCAUCAGAUUAAUUGGCACUUUGUGGUUGACUAGGAUUGAUUUAUUUCUUCCACAUACAUAGUAAUUCACAAAAAAAAUGUUUGUUUGUUUGUUUGUUUUUGUUUUUUUGAGAGGGAAUCUCUGUUGCCCAGGCUGGAGUGGAGUGGCACGAUCUCGGUUCACUGCAACCUCUGCCUCCCAGGUUUAAGUGAUUCUCCCGCCUCAGACUCUGGAGUAGCUGGGAUUACAGGCACCUGCCCCCAUUGCCUGGAUAAUUUUGUAUUUUAGUAGAGACAGGGUUUUGCCAUGUUGGCCAGACUGGUCUGGAACUGCUGACUUCAUGUGAUCCACCUGCCUCAGCCUUCCAAACUGCUGGGAUUACAGGCGUGAGCCACCGCUCCUGGCCCCGUUAUCUUGAUUUCUGAAUUUUAUACUUAACUACAUGAAAUAGGACUGGGCACCUUCUAGAAGUUUGUUCGUAUUACUAAUUAUUUACUGAAUAUCCUGUGAUGGAAAUAAGUAAAUGUAUUUGUAAGUAAAUGAUACAGUGAAAAUAUCUUUUCAAGGUGACAAACCCAGGGAGUGGCAGUGCUGAUUGGAACACAGAUAUGUCUGACUCAUGUGUCAAGUCAAGCCAUCCAAUCACUUGAGAGAGAUUCUAACAUGCAUCCUGCUCACUGAAAUGCUCAAUGACAACCAUUCUAGGAGACACUGCACUGCACCUUAGGACUGUUGACAUUCAGAGAUGUAGCCGUAGAAUUCUCUUUGGAGGAGUGGCAAUGCCUGAAUCAUGCUCAGCAGAAUCUAUAUAGAGAUGUGAUGUUCGAGAACUACAGAAACCUGGUCACCCUGGGUAUUGCUGUCUCUAAACCAGAAUUGAUCACCUGUCUGGAGGGAAACAAAGAGUCCUGGAAUAUAAAGAGAAAUGAGAUGGUAGCCAAACACCCAGUUACAUAUUCUUAUCUUACCCAAGACCUUCAGCCAGAGAAGGGCAUAAAAGAUUCACUUCAAAAAGUAAUAAUACCAAUAAGACAUGGAAAAAGUAAUACCAAGAAGAUAUGUGGACAUGAGAAUUUACAAUUUAAAAAAUGCUGUGAAAGUGUGGGUGAGUGCGAGGUGCACAAAGGAGGUUAUAAUGAAGUUAACCAAUGUUUGUCAACUACCCAAAACAAAAUAUUUCAGACUUAUAAAUGUGUCAAAGUCUUUGGUAAACUUUCAAAUUCCAACAGACAUAAGACAGGACAUACUGGAAAGAAACAUUUCCAAUGUAAAAAGUAUGGCAAAUCAUUUUGCAUGCUUUCACACCUCAGUCAACUUCAGAUAAUUCAUAGUAGUGAAAAUGCCUACAAAUGUGAAGAAUGUGGCAGAUCCUUUAACUGCUCCUCAACGCUUACUAAACAUAAAAGAAUUCAUACUGGAGAGAAACCCUACAGAUGUGAGGAAUGUGGCAAAGCUUUUAGCUGGUCCUCAACCCUUACUAAACAUAGGAGAAUUCAUACUGGAGAGAAACCCUACGGAUGUGAAGAAUGUGGCAAAGCCUUUAGCCGCUCCUCAACCCUUGCCAACCACAAGAGAAUUCACACUGGAGAGAGACCCUACAAAUGUGAAGAAUGUGGCAAAGCCUUUAGCUUAUCCUCAACCCUCACUUACCACAAAAGAAUUCAUACUGGAGAGAAACCCUACACAUGUGAAGAAUGUGGCAAAGCCUUUAACUCCUCCUCAACCCUUAAGAAACAUAAGAGAAUUCAUACUGGAGAGAAACCGUACAAAUGUAAAGAAUGUGGAAAAGCCUUUACCUUCUCCUCAACUCUCGAUACUCAUAAGAGGAUUCAUACUGAAGAGAAACCCUACAAAUGUGAAGAAUGUGGCAAAGCUUUUAAGUGGUCCUCAGGUCUUGCUAAUCACAAGAAAAUUCAUACUGGAGAGAAACCCUACAAAUAUGAAUAAUGUGGCAAAGUCCAGCUCUCAGGCCUUAUAAUACGUAAUAUAAUUUAUACUGGAAAAAAUCACUGCAAGUGUGGAGAAUGUGGGCAAGCCUUUAACCAGCUCCAAACCUUUAUUGUACACAAGAUAAUUCAGAUUGGACAAAAAUCAUAUACAUAUAAAAAAAGUAACACAGCCUUUAAAACCAGCCCUCAAACCUUAAUGAAUCUAAGAAAUUUAUGUUAAAAAAAUUUUAUUUUGAGAUGGAGUCUUUGUCACCCAGGCUGGAGUGCAUUGGCACAAUCUCAGCUCACUGCAACUUCCGUCUCCCGGGUUAAAGCGAUGCUCCUGCCUCAGCCUCCUGAGUAGAUGGGAUUACAGGUGUGUACCACCAUACUGGCUGACUUUUGUAUUUUUAAUAGAAAACCCCAUCUUUACUAAAAAUACAAAAAUUAUUUUUUAAAAUGUGGCAAAGCCUUUAACUGGUUCUCCGUCCUUAUUAAUUAAAAAAUGGUAUACUGGAGAGAAACUCUACAUACAUAAAAAAUGUGACAGAGCAUUUAACCACACCUCAAACUUUUCUAAAAGAGAAAUCAAACAGAGAAACUCUGGAAAUGUGUUAAAUGUGUCAAGGCCUUUAUGGUUGUCACACAUUAUGGUAGGUAAGAUAAUUCAUACUGAAGAAUACUCGUAAAAAUAUGGAGAAUAUUGCAAAACUUUUAACAAAUUCUCACACCUUAUUGCACAGGAAAGCAUUUAUACUAGAUUAAAACUGUACAAAUACAAAGAAUGUGAAAGCCAUUAAUAUAUGCUCACAUCUUACUCAAUAUCAGAAAGUUUGUACUUAAUGAAAGCACUCUAGGCCAGGCAUGGUGGCUCACAUGUAUAAUCCCAACGCUUUGAGAGGCCAAGGCAGGUGAAUCCUGAGGUCAGGAGUAGAAGACCAGUGUGGUCAACAAGGUAAAACACCAUCUCUACUAAAAAUACAAAAAUUAGUUGGGCGUGGUGGUGUGCACCUGUAAUUCCAGUUGCUGGGGAGGCUGAGACAGGAGAAUUGCUUGAAUCUGGCAGGCAGAGGUUGCCGUGAGCCAAGAUUGAGCCAAUACACUGCAGCCUGGGUGACAGAGCAAGACUCCAUCUCAGGGGAAAAAAAGCAUUAGAAAUAUGACUAUAAAAAGACCUUUCAGAAUAUGUAGGCCUUUAAAGACUAUUUACUCUGAAGACAAGCAUCACAAACAUAAAGAGGAUUGUAGUACCUUUAUUUGUAUUACAGAUUUUAUUGUAUAUGUUUUAUAUUAAAGGGAAACCCUGAAGCAGAUGCCCAAACUUUGUUGAGAAUUUAUAUUUGAGAGAAAGCCUAAAAUUCUAAUGAAUGUGAAAAACAUUUGUUUACAAACUACAGUUUAGAAAAUACCCAUUUAUACUAAUUUCUGCAGAUGCAGUAAAUGGGAAAAAUAUAUUUAUUCAAAAAUUGUCUAUAUAUACAUUUGAGGAUUUCAGAGUAGAAAGAAGGAAGGCACUGCAGUCAGUGUCAGACAUUACUCUAAAUCAGAGUGCUGAGUAUCAAAAAAUCCAAAGCUAACACUAUAUACAUUUUAAAGAAGCAGAUUUUUUUUAGAGAUUUAUAAUUACAUUCAAGGUAUGCUUCUUUUUAUGUAAGAAAAUUAUAUAUUUUCUAAAAAGCAAAUAAUGUAACUCAAUCUCAAGUAUCUUCAUGUUGAUUCUUCUCAUCGUUUAUAUAAAAGUAUUUACUUUUUGCUUCAGAGAUAUUAGAGGUUGUUUUUUAUUAGGUGUCCAUUCUUCAUGAGCUUUUCUGUGGAAGACUAAGGACAUUAAGUUGUAAGUUGCAUAAUAAAAACCUAAAUGGAGAGGCUCUUUGUGGUUGACUUGUAACACUGUGUUAGUGAUGUAUAAGGCAGGUGUUCUGUAGAAUCCUGAGUAAUAUUUUGAAUUCUAGUGAAAGGAAAACCUUUGACUGUUAGUAGUAAAUUAUUUUAUCAAUUGUACCUGUAUUAUAAACUAUCCAGUCUGUAAAGAAAAAUUUUAAAAUAAAUAAAUAAAUAAAUAUUGUCCCUGUAUGUAAUAAAAUGCAAUAAAUUUAAUUUUUUUCAA
Messenger RNA from Callithrix jacchus (white-tufted-ear marmoset), 4555 nucleotides. Lineage: Eukaryota; Metazoa; Chordata; Mammalia; Primates; Cebidae. The record is from RefSeq and is a predicted model, not a curated record.